Molecule: messenger RNA, 3953 nt
Organism: Oxyura jamaicensis (ruddy duck)
Lineage: Eukaryota; Metazoa; Chordata; Aves; Anseriformes; Anatidae
Product: elongin-A-like
Exons: 10
Coding region: 9-1718 (569 amino acids)
Biological process (GO): transcription elongation by RNA polymerase II
Cellular component (GO): nucleus; elongin complex
Molecular function (GO): protein binding
Source: RefSeq, a predicted model, not a curated record
CGCCGCCCAUGGCGCCGCUACAAGAGGGCCGAGAUGGCGGCCGCCAGGGCUGCGGGCCCGCGGCCAUGGCGGAGGGGCCGAGCGCAGCGGGGAGGAGGAGGAAGAUGAGGAGGGUGCUGGAGCUGAAGGAGCGCCUGGGCCGCGCGAAGCAGCCCGCGGAGAUUCUAAAAGCACUUGAGGUACUACAGGAUCUGGAUAUAUCACUGGAUAUUCUAGUGGAAACUGGCAUAGGCAAAACAGUGAACAGCUUUAGGAAACAUGCCACUGCUGGGAGUGUAGCUAAAUCCCUGGUGAAGCGAUGGAAGAAACUUAUUCCUCCAGAAAAUAAAAGUGAUCACAGAGGAAGAAAAAAUACUGAAAAAGAAAAAGAUGAGACAAAAUCUUCUGUUUCCAAAGGAACCAAGCCUUCAGAGAAGCCCAAACCAUCUGUAUUGGCCUCCAAAAGUUCCAAUAGCUCUCCCCUUUCCAAAAAGUUGAAUAAGCAGCAUACUCGUAUUGAAAAAAAGCACCGAAAUACAGGUUCUGAGUCUCAAAAAGAAUGUGGUAAUAAAGAAUGUAGCAGCAGUGGUUCUAAACAUGGCUCCCAGGGUACUGAUCCUCAAGCUAAAGAAAGGGACUUGAAAGAGAGAGCCUCCAAGGGCAGCAAGGAAGGCUCAGAAAAGAGGCGUUCCUGUGUGGCCAGUAAGGACUUAUCCCCCACGAAGGAAAGGCCUGGUAAGGAUGCUCCCAAACAGGGAGAUCCUAAGCAUGUGAAGAAACCAAAACUUGUCACAGGAAGCAAAGCUAAGUUACCUAGCGAUGAGGAAUUUGAGCCCCCUACUAUGUCCUUUGAAUCUUAUCUUAAUUAUGAUCAAGUUACAAAAAAAAGAAAGAGGAAAGCUUGCUCUACAGGUGAAUGUCCAAAGAAGGGCAGCGAACAGAAGAGUAGCUCAAUACUGCAAAAGACUUCAAAGCUUUGUCGCACAGAUGAGGGAGAAAAGAAGACCCAAAACUGUGAGGAUGAUCAGUCAGAAACUCCCAGUAAAAAGACCAAGGUGGCGUCCCUCCAAGAUCUUCUUAAUACUCCACUGCCUAAAUUUCUGCCAGGCAUUUUAAUCUCAUCUCCCCCAUAUGCUGCUGACUUUAAGGUGCCUGUUGUGGAAGCACCCCAGCAAGUCAGCGAACCAGUUCAAUUCACAGGACGGAGACUGAACUCUAAAAUGCAAGUUUACUCUGGCUCUAAACCAGUCUGUCUUUCAAAGAUGCUUACACUGUAUGAGCAGUGCAUCCGUGUGCUUCAAAAUAAUAUUGAUUCACUACAUGAAGUAGGAGGUGUGCCCUUUGAAAUUCUUGAGCCUGUGCUAACACGUUGCACACCAGAGCAGUUGUUUCGAAUAGAGGAAUGUAAUCCGACAUUUACAGAAGUGUCUGACCACUUGUGGAAGAAACACUGCCAGAGGGAUUUCAAAAACGAGAGCCUCCUGGAAUACGAAUCUUGGCGUGAAAUGUACUUGAGACUCUUCAAUGAGAGGGAAGAGAAACUGAAGACGCUUACAAAAAACAUUCUUUCAGCUCAGUCUGAGAAACCAAAAGGCCGACAAGUGAAAAUGGCUUACAUGACUAGUGCAGCAAAACCACCCAGGAAUAUUCGCCGAAAACAAGAAAUCCAUGGGACAGCAGGACCUGUCACCCAGCUUCAUCCCACAGAGAAGUGCAAUGAGCUGUCCAGAGUGAUAUAGCUGACCAGAGUGAAUCUCAGCAACUGUUAAUACGCUGUAUUGUGGGCUUCCACUCUGGCAGCUUGAAGGAGUGUCUGGAACAGUCAGUCAGUGGCAGUAGCCAACACUAAUCACUGGAGGAACAGAAAACUGGGAUUCCUCAAAUAUUUCCUCUGUACAGCACAAACCCAAGGUCUCCUCCUGACAACUUAAUUCAGGGUAGUUCAGCAACCAUGGGAACCAAAGCAGAGAUGUGGGGUUUGUCCUGCCAUUCCUGCUGCCCUGAAGAACUCCUCUUAUACCCAAAAGGAUGGCUGCAACAGCAAGAAAAGACAGCUGUAGCACCAACUUCCACCCACUUCUCCCUUCACAGCUAUGUUGAGAUACUUUUUUUAUGUUUGUAUAUCUGUUCUUCUCCAAAACAAAAUCAGCAGUUUGAUUUAAAAGCACCCCAUGGGUUGGUUAGUCUCCACUGCUUUACAGUCCAAUGCCGAUACAUGGACUUCUCACGCUGCCUGAAUGCAGGUAUCUUGUGCUGUGGUCACUUACUUCUCUGUGAGGAGCACAGUGCCUUCCCUUCUCCCCAUAGCUUUGGUGUUUGCUUGUUGGCAUAACUGCUCUGGAGCUGCCUCUGUCAAAAAUGAUCCUUUUUGGGGGGGAAACUGUUUUAAUUGAUCUGGGUUACUCUUGGAUUGGCAGUUAAUGCAGGCUGACAAAUAUGUAAGUGGAAAGUGACAGGCAGCUGGGGAGUAUAAAACUUAAGCUGUUGCAGAGAUGAUGCAAGACUGACUGACAGUAGCCAGAAAUGUCAGCAGUCACUUUAAGUAGUUUAUGUCCUUGUGCUGCAGGGUCUGCAGUUGUGCUGAGUAAUUGUUCACGUGCCUAAGACUGAGCUGACCUGGGCUUAUAGGGGAGGGGGGCGGAGACACAAAUAACAAAACCUUGGGAAAGUGUGUAUAAACAUACACAAACAUACAUAUAUAAAACCAAAGUCUGCUGAUCUCAGGAACUUGAUUUACAGUUGAGCAGUCUACCUUAUUGCUCAAGACAGUGGUGGAAUGAGGCAGGAAUGACAGCCCACAUGUAGGAAAUUCUUAAAAACAGCUUUUAUACUGCAGAUGAUCUUUUUACAGCUGCACCUUUAGGUGAUUAAAUUGGGAAGCUUCUUUCCAGACUGUUGCUGUUACUGAUGAAAAGAUGGUCCAACACCAACGCAGUAGCUUAAGGCACUUCAAGCUAGGCUUCUGCUGUUGGUUACCCUGUGGGAGGCUGUAUCUGUUGUGACAGACUAGCCUUCCAGUUUAUGUGCUUCAGUACAUAGUGUAAGUGUCCUUUCUGUCCCAGUAACUGAAUGAUGUACUCAAAGUCCUGCAUAAUUUCUUUUUUUUCCCCACACAUGCUAAAUUAGGACAAACUGCUGUUGUGUGAAAGGAGCUGCAAGGAGGGUCACUGGUUUGCUUUCUUGAGAAACAAAACUUUGUUUAGGGAUGAUGAGUUAACUUCUUUGUUUCUUUGAAUGUGUCCUCUGAAAACCUGUCAGUUUAACUAUGUACAGCUGAAACUUUCACAAAUGAAGCUGGUUUUAUGGGAGCUAAAAAGGUCCUGUGGCACACAUGCAGAUCCCUAGCAGGCUGUUUGCAGUUUGGCAUGCAGUGGUUUAUGUUAACUGGCAGCAGGCCUCAGUGACAGACUCCAAGGCAUACAAGGCUGCCCAGAGUGCUGGGCAGUUAAAUGCUGUGUUGGCUUAGCUGUUUUACACAGAGCUGAUGCCUGCUGCAGCCAUCUCAGUCCUUGUCCUGUUGACUGGUGUUUCCAACCUAAUAUUUAGUCCUAGUCAUUGUGCCUUUUCCUAGGCAUUUCUAACUUAAAGGGAAAAAAAAAAAAAAAAAAACACCUGAAAACUUGAGUGUGAAUUUUUCCUAAUUUUCUGGCAGAGAGACAAUUAGUAGUUUGGCUGUAUUCAAAACCAAACAAAAAAAAAUCAGAGAGCAAACUAGAACACAGGCCAGCAGCCUAUUAUGAGUCAUCAUAAUAGCUCCAUCUGUCGUGAAUUCAGAUCAUUUUAUUUUAAAGACAAAUAAGAGGUAUCAUAUCUAAUGAAUGGAAAAAUUGUGCAAGAAUGGAAAUGGACUAGAUGACCUCAAGAGGCCCUUCUUAACAUGAGUUCUCAUGAUUUUAAAUGAUGGGAUAAACUGAAGAGGAGACAGAUUUGUUAAAAUGCUGUGACUUUUUUUUAUUAAAAUGAUAUGGAGCGAA